Messenger RNA from Didymodactylos carnosus, 1177 nucleotides. The record is from the annotation of a GenBank genome assembly. NCBI's taxonomy places the organism in Eukaryota, Metazoa, Rotifera, Eurotatoria, Philodinida, Philodinidae.
AUGGUAAAACUAGCCUGGUCCAUCACUAAUCAUGAUCCAUAUUUUCGGGAAAUACAGUUGAAAGAGAAAAUGCAGAUCAUAAUUAUGUUACACAAUCCUGUUAAUGAAGAUACAAUGUACGGCAAUGCUCGCGAUAAAAAUCAGUUAAGUUUUACAUUUAAAGAAUUAAAACGUGUUUUGUCUCACUGUUUACGCGACCUUGUUGACAGAACAAGUAUCAUGGAUAGUUCACCCGUUGUUUUAGCACCAGAUAAACAUAAGAAAUUUGAUGUUAGCGAUGAUAAAUGGACGGAUGUGUUUAAUGAAAAUAUUAAAUCAUUAUUAUCGGAUGAUUCAAUUAAAUACUUGAUUGUGUGUGGAGCUCCUCCAAGAGACCGACUACAUAAGACUAAAAUCAUCCAUUGUGGAAGAGAUAACGAUAAAAGUGAAGUUCGUGAUAUGCAAUGCUGCUCGAGCUGUUGUAGAGAAAUGUUUCCUUUGUGUAUUUGAUGGAGGAUAAAAUAGUUUAGCUUAACUAUAACACAAAUAUCAGUAAUUUAGAAUACCAUAGAUACUACAGAUUUUUUACAGUAUUGACAAUACCAACAUUUUUUCUUUUGUGUCGUUUAGACUGUGAAAUAAAAUGUGUAUUACAGACGCUAGCCAACAUGAAAUAAACCAAUAUCUGAUGCGAUAGGCAGAACCGCUUCAUCGCAAAACAAUAUGCUCUAGAUAUGGUGAUGUACUGCAUGUACUUCACCCGACUAUGCAUCCGAAUCCCCUUUAGCGAUUGAAACGUUUCAACUAGAAGGAAAUUCUAAUUUAUCAUAUGAUCAAUUUAAAGAUAGAGCAAUAUUUUCUGUGAUGAUUCAUAAUGAAAUUAUGAUAUUGUCGAUGGUUCCAUGUUAUCCGAUGAAUUUAAUUAUGAUCUUAUAAUCAAACUGCUUCCAAAAUCACUAAGUCUUCUCAGCUGAAAAAGAUUUCUCAGAACUUGACUAUUUUUUCUCCGGAAUAGGAAGAGUAAAACAUAAUUAUGUGAGAAACUAUAGUGCUUUUUUCAAUGACUUAGAUUUUUGAUUUAAACUUUAUUAUAGAAGAAACAGUAAUCAAAUCGGGCUGUGCCCAUUGCAUGACACUGGGAGAGAGGAAGAGGACGAACGAAAGUACAAAAUAAAAAAAACAAAAAAGAAACUAGACA